AUGUCGCGGGAGAGACGUCAAAACGCGGGUAGUAAGCUUGGGGACAUGUUGGCCGCUCUAAAGGAGGAGGAUGACUUCGACAUGGAUGACGAGCCACGUGGAGCUGCGGGGGUGUCGACCCCGAAGUUAUUGGGCGGGAAAAACCGUAAAGUAUCACCGGCUUGCGGCCGGGAGGAUUUGGAGGAGUUAGAAUUGUCGGUGAAUGACCUCGAGAGGGAAUUAAAGGCUCUACAACUGAAAAAGAAAAGAGAUGACCUACUAAAACAGAUUGAGUCAGAGAAAUCAUCAGGAACUGAACAGGAGGGCGGUCAACAUGCACACGAGGAUGCAGUACACCAGGACUCAGUGGACGGUCUAAUGGGAAGAGGUAAAAAAGCUAAGACUAUAACAGAUUAUAUAUGGACAAACCCCCUAGAUAUUUUGGAAGAAGGGAGCAUAAUUGACAUUGGAGGUGGAGCUAUAGUGCGAUUGGGUGGACCACGAAAAUUGUCGUUGGGCAAGAUUUCUAUGGAACAAUGGACAUUCGCCAGUCUAGGAAUUAUGAAGGAAUUGCCUUCAUCAGAGCAUCCCGGGUACAUAAAAUAUAUGCAAACAAUUAUGCGUCUGGCUUCUAAUAAUGUCUGGCACAGUGUACUACUAUUCGACAAAGAAUAUCGUGAGCGGCAGGCAGCCGAGGGAUUCCCUUGGGGAUCUCCCCAACCGGACGUGCGCAAUUUCUACCUGAUUCCUAAAGCCACUAGUGCCACUGGCGCUGCAAUGCACAUGAUGAAAGAGGUAGGCCAGAACUCGAAUGUUGCUCUUGGUGCGAUACCAAAAGAGGAUGGUUCUGUGCGUCUAAUUCACGAUGCAAGUCUGCCGGUGAAUGGAGGUUUGAACUCACUGAUGCCUGUGACCAAGGGGGUGCAGGCUAUUACUGUGGGGACUAUUUCUACAUCAACUGGCAGGAAGAUAGACCUGAUGUUAGAGAUUCGCACAUAA
Haliotis rubra (blacklip abalone) is the source of this 978-nucleotide messenger RNA. RefSeq lists its product as uncharacterized. Lineage: Eukaryota; Metazoa; Mollusca; Gastropoda; Lepetellida; Haliotidae. The coding region runs from base 1 to 978 and encodes 325 amino acids. The transcript is spliced from 3 exons. The record is from RefSeq and is a predicted model, not a curated record.